This is a messenger RNA of Danio aesculapii, 4397 nucleotides long. RefSeq names its product RAB30, member RAS oncogene family (gene rab30). Gene Ontology annotation, molecular function: GTP binding; GTPase activity. NCBI's taxonomy places the organism in Eukaryota, Metazoa, Chordata, Actinopteri, Cypriniformes, Danionidae. The coding region runs from base 171 to 776 and encodes 201 amino acids. The transcript has 5 exons. The record is from RefSeq and is a predicted model, not a curated record. Gene Ontology annotation, biological process: Rab protein signal transduction. Gene Ontology annotation, cellular component: trans-Golgi network.
ACUGUGAACAUCGUGCAGCAAUGCGAGACAAUUCUCGAACAUUUGCCGAGGUAUUGCUGAUGCUGCAGCACUACUGUUAUAGCUUCGAUUAAAAGCCUGAAGUAAAGACUGAAUGCAUUAGGAAUCGUAGAAGCAGCGGGGUAAAUCCCCUGUGUUCGCUGAGUGUGAGCAUGGAGGAUUAUGAUUACUUAUUCAAAAUUGUGCUGAUAGGAAAUGCAGGAGUGGGUAAAACCUGCCUGGUGCGACGUUUCACUCAGGGGCUCUUUCCUCCUGGACAGGGUGCCACAAUUGGAGUUGAUUUUAUGAUUAAAACUGUGGAAAUAAAAGGAGUUAAGGUGAAGCUCCAGAUUUGGGACACAGCUGGUCAGGAAAGGUUUCGCUCUAUAACCCAGAGCUACUACCGCAGUGCCAAUGCCCUGAUCCUCACCUAUGACAUCACCUGCGAAGAUUCCUUCCGGUGCCUUCCUGAGUGGCUGAGGGAGAUUGAGCAGUAUGCCAACAACCAAGUGGUGACAAUCCUAGUAGGGAAUAAGAUAGACUUGGCUGAUAAGCGAGAAGUCCUUCGUCAGCGAGCAGAGGAGUUUGCAGAAGCUCAGAGCAUGCUUUAUCUGGAGACCUCUGCCAAGGAAUCAGACAACGUGGAGAAGCUCUUUCUAGAUCUGGCCUGCGAACUAAUCCGUGACGCCAAGCAAAACACGUUGGACAACAACGACUCCACUCCCAUGCCCGGAGAAGGGAAAAACAUCAAUUAUUUGGGCUGCUGCAGCAUGAACUAGUAAACUUGGCCACGCUGUCUGGCUGAAGAGACAACAUGGAUUGCAUACAAAGUGGUUGUAUUGUUGGUGGCCACUGCGUAGUUGCACACUACAGUCUACACUAAGGUCUACUUUAUUCUUCUUAAAUCCCUGAGUAUUUUAAAAAAUCGUAAUGCUGCUUUUAAAGUUGGCAUCUGAAGCUCCUAUGCUUUUGACCAUGGCCUUGUUGUUAUACAGUAGUGCUUGCUGGUAGGUCAGACAAUGAGAUUUUUUACACUCCUGAACAAUGCAACAGUUGGGAUGUCAUUUUAGAGAUUUGAAAAACAACAACAAAGUUUUGAAUGCAGAUCUUCAUCAGCAAUUUCACCCACCUGAUAGAUUGGUUCAUCAAAAAAUGUGUAAUUUAUUUACUCUCAUUUUGUUCCAAAUUCAUAUUAUUUCCAACAUAUACUGAAUCAGGAACAGCAAAAUUAUUUAAUGGCACCUCAUUUUCCUGUGGAUGACAGGGAAAAAAUAAACAUGCUUUUAUGUUGACAUCGUGAAGCAUUGCAGACAUGGGAUUGGUGACACAUUACAAAAAGUUAAAUAAUUAAACCUUGUGUCCUGAUGCCUAUUUGUUGUUUACAAAUCCUCACGACAUCUUACCUCUGGCAAAUUGUGCCGUUAUCUGGAGAAAAAAAACAUGUAAUCUGAAUCUUAUGGCAAGCUAUAUUACUUUUAUUCUUUUGAAGCCAUAUGAUGCUUUCAGGUUUGGAACAAUAUGAGGGUAAAUGAAUGAUGAAACAGUUUUUGUUUUACGUUUGGCUGCACCAUUAACGGGUGUUUUACCCUAACCAUUUAUUUCUGUUAUCAUUUACUAACCCUCGACUUGAUCCAAACUGGUUUGAGUUUUUCUCUUCUGUUCAUCACAAAAGAAUAUAUUUGUAGAAUGUUAUUUACUUGUUGUAAUUAACAUAGUAUUUUUUCCCGUUACUAGCAAUGUAAGUAGCUGGGUUUCCGUCAACCUGUGCUAAUGCACAUUUUGAUGUAUCGCAAGUGAUGGAAACACCAAAUUUGACAUAAAAUUUCUUUGAUUUGCAAAAAAGGUUUUUACACUUGCUUUCAGUGGUUUUGGGGUUCAAAAUAACCCUUAUUUUUUGUGAAAAAAUGUGAGAUUGAAAAAACUGAAUAAACUGGCUUGGUUGCUCUUUAGUACUGGUUGCUAGGUUACCAGUACCACAGAAAGCCACUCUAAUAAACUGAUGGAAAUGCGCCUAAUUUGCAUAGCUUUUUUUGUUAACUUUUAAAAGAUUCACUUCAUGUUAAAAUUGAAACCCAGCUAAUGGUUACUACAUCAAAAAAAAAUAUAUAUAUAUGUUUUUGUGUUCAACAGAAAACCCAUAAAGCUUUGGAACCACUUGAGGGUAAAUAGUGAAAACAUUUUCUAUUUUUGUUGAACUAUCCAUUUAAGACAGUGGUGCUCAACCCUGUUCCUGGAGAUCAACCUUUCUGCAAAGUUCAGCUCCAACCCUGAUCAAACACACCUGAACCAAUUAAUUAGGACCUGAACAGCACUUGGUAAUUACAGGCAGGUGUGUUUGAUAUACGUUGCAACUGAAAUCUGCAGAAAAGUCGAUCGAGGGUUGAGCACCCCUGAUUUAAGAUCUAUUCCCACACGAAUGGUGUAUUAGUGUGUACAUGCUUAUUGAUGAUUUCUUGCAAGAUUGUUUUAGGUUGCUUAUGCAUGCAUUUUUUUUUCCCAAGUAAAGAGAUCAGCACUGCAAAGUGACAGCCAGCUACCUUCAGUAAUCUGUGACAGGAAGAUGUGAUGUGAAACCUCAUUUUAGUCCUUGUUUAUUAGGCAGCCAGUUUAUAGGAAUAUAAAACCCUCUUAGUGCUUGCAUGGAUGUUUGGCUGUAAAUACUCAACAAAGGCCAGGCCAUUUCGAUAAGUCAUAGCAAAAACCCAAUGUGCCUCUGCCAUUUUCAUCCUGUCGUCACGCAUUAGACUCAAGGGAAUCUCAUGGAGCAUAUUUGGGUCAAAUUUCACACUAAAAUAUGGUUCAGUUAGGGUCAAUAUAUAUUGUAUUGAGUUUGGUUUAAAUUUUAAGAAAAUUCACACUACUCUAAUGCAAUAAUCAGAACAAUCAUUUUCAAUAUAACCCUUAUUUUCAUUAUUAUUUUCUUAGGUUAUAAGAGUGCUUACACAACAUGGUAUUAUAUGAUGAACUGCGAAAAUAAUAAUAAAAAACAGAGUUAUACUUUUUUUUUAAUCAAAUGAAAUACACUACUAAACAAAUGCAGCCUUGGUAAGCAUAUAAAACAUUUUUUAUUUAAAAAAGUUUCAUAUGCUCACAGAAAGUGUAUAUAAUUAAUAAAAAAGCAUACAAGCAAAAACAAAAUUCAGUCCUACUAGCCCCACACUUUUGAAUGGUUUCAUGAGAUUUACCUGUCCAGGCUUUUCAAAUUACAAUGGAUUAUUAGCAGCAAAGCUAAUGAUAUCAUUCAUUUAUAUCUUUUCACAUUUUACACAAAAAAUUAAAUAUGCAGUACCUCAAAUGCUUCACUCUGUAUAGAUUGAUUCAAACUCCCACCCCAAGGUUUACUACAAUUCCAAUUUUGAGAUAUUCUGUCCUUAUCCAAAACAUACUAAGAAUAUUUAUAGUUAAUUUAGUCCAUGCAGCUUUGCUAUUGUAAUAACUACAGUGAUGUUUAAAGCUUUUAGCACUCGUGAGUAGAUUGAGAAGAGUUUGUGUGAAUGAGAUAUCAUGCAAUUCAUAGAUAUUUCAAUGAGUUCUUGCACAAAUGCUCUUUGUGUUUCAGUGUUAAAGAAAAAGAUGAUGGAAUUUUUAACAGUGUGGUUUGUGUGUUACCUCCAACCUUGGCUGUGCUGUAAGGUUGUUUGCACCUAUGUCAUUACGAUGGAACUGUGAAUCUCCUCUUUUAUAGAUUUUCAGUAUUUAACUUGCUGCUACAGAGCUUUUCAUUCAUUUAUUUGUAACAAAUUUGACUGUAUUUGAGAUCAUAGAUGCCAUCAGAUGCUUGGUUAUUAGUAGAGCUUUUCACAUUUCAUUGAUUCUGAGAUGUUCAAAAUACAUCACUAUUCUCUCUUGAAUCAAUUCUGUGCUUAGUUUCUAAACUGCAAAUGGUACUGUCUGUAUGUCUGUAUGUUUUACAGACAUUCUAGUUCCUUACAAACUCAACUUGAACCAAAAAUAAGGAUAAUAAAGUUAGGAAGCAAAUUAAGAGUGCUCAUAGUGAGCUGUGUUUAAUUUAUUUUGUGACAUAAAAGACAACGUAGCCUUAUAUGCACCAGCACUCUUCCACAUGAGUGUUUUAGUGUAUGGCUAAAUAAACAAAUAUAGAAUUUCAAGAGUUCACACUUAGCUGAUGAUUGAUUAUAAAGCAUGUUUGGCAUGCUGUCCCGGGAGAGAGCCCUGAGCUCAUAAGAUCCUCGAGCCCGGGGCUCCCACCUGUUGCAAGGCAGGAGGGGAGUUUGAGCUCUUGUAGAUCUCGAGAACCCCCUUGCUGUAAUAACUAAGGAACAGAUAGUGAUUGCUCUUGAGAGAUAACUACAUACUAGAAGCAUGUCUAUGGUGCUGAUUUGGAUUAGUCAAUUAACUUAAGUUGCAUGUUUUUGGACGGUGGGAGGAAACCGGGGAAC